AUGGAUCGGCAUGUAUCAGUAGAUUGGCUUGGUAUACUUCGUAUAGCUCUCUUUAAAUUGUCGCUCACUUUGAAACCUCAUAUCCUCAAAAAUCGGUUAAAGUUAAUAUGUGCGAAACUCGAGCUUAUGACUUACACGGUAGGAGCGGUGAGGCGCGCCCAUGAAUCGCGCAGCUAUCAGGUUCGUGAUGUGACUGUAUUGCUUGACUUCACCAACCAUCUGUCAUUCCAGCCAUGUACUGUAUCGUCAGGAAACCACACUUACCGCACAGAUGCCUUGUCAGUGGCAGGUGAUACCUUUGACGAAAGUGAAAUCUCACCCAUGAUUCAACGAUCACCCAAAUUGGGUCACGAUCCCACUGGUGAGCAUACCACUACUUCGGAUCUGGCAGAGCAUCUGUUGAUCCUGACACCAAGGCUUAUACGCAAAAUCACGGUAUAUCGUGAGUCUUGA
Echinococcus granulosus is the source of this 453-nucleotide messenger RNA. RefSeq lists its product as hypothetical. Lineage: Eukaryota; Metazoa; Platyhelminthes; Cestoda; Cyclophyllidea; Taeniidae. The transcript is spliced from 5 exons. The record is from RefSeq and is a predicted model, not a curated record. Bases 1 to 453 code for a protein of 150 amino acids.